CGGCGGGCGGUUGGCACCACUGUGGCACGUGGUUCGCUCCAAACAAGCCCGUUGCCGGUAAUCAUGGAUUCUACCGAUUAUUUAGGGCUAAGUAAAAUCAAAAUUUUAAAAAAUGUGCGUGAAGCAGUGCCGGAAAAGUUAAAAAAGUCAAUCAACUUGCUUGCGGUCAAAUACGGCGUGCUUUUCACCUGGGAUUUUGCCAACAAUUGUGUCCUAACCUUAAAUAUUAAAGCUGCAAGAAGCAACGAUGGGGAUAAUGUUACGCACCAAAAUCUCUUCCCCGUACUUCCGGUCAUGUUCCAACCGGAGUUAUUGCUGGUCAACGAUACCGGAACAUUGCUGCUGGUGGCCGGCCCGUCCGGAAUCAUAGUGAUGGAGCUGCCGGCCAUGCACCUGCUCUAUGGGGCCGAUAGCAGAGAUGUGGUGUUCUGCAGAACGCACACGCUCGACGAACGCCUACUUAUCUGCAGCGACGUCGUCCAAGUCCGACAAGUCCGCUUCCAUCCGGGGAGUCCCCGGAACACGCACAUCGUGGCCCUCACCUCCGACAACACACUUCGGCUCUAUAACAUUGAGAACCGGAGUGCGGUAAGUGUGUCGAAGGUCACAAUCGGGGAAACACCGAUUGGGGUUUUCCCCGGAACGAAAACGUCGUUCUUGGCCGCGUUCGGCGAAGUCGGCGUUGAUUUCGAUUUCGGCCAACCGGAAAUCACGAAAUCACCGACCAAUGACGAAACACAGGAGUUACAAUGGCCGGUUUUUGUUUUAAGAGGGGAUGGAAGUGUCUACAGUGUCACCGUCCCGCUCGAGCCAAAGGCCAAAUGGGCGGUUAAAGGCCCGCUUCCGCAAAACACCCCCGAGGGGAAUCCCCGGAUGGAAGCAUGCGCUAUCAUUUGUUUGAACACCAAUCCGGAAGUGGUCUGCAUAGCCAACUCGAACGGUACAAUCCUCCAUUCGAUUGUGCUACCACUAGACCACGAAACUAGAGAAUUGCUUUGUUUUGAAAGUAUUGAACUCGAGCUGGGACUUUCGACCACAACCGAUGACAAUAGCUACACUUGUCCGAUUUUUUUGCACAAAGAUGAGUCGAAAUCUGGGCGCUUUUGCGCCACACACUCGGCCGGUGUCCAUUUGGUCACAGUUGGCUGUGUUAAAGACCUCCAAGAGUACGUAAAUGGGCAAAAUGAGGAGCAAGCGCUCGAUGAAAUUUUCAAUUGCGAAAGCAAGGCCGAAUAUCUAGUUUGUACCAAAACUUCAAAUUCGGAAAAAACGAACCCGGUUAUAGGUUUUUCCCUGUAUUACGAGCCCACUUCCUUGAUUGCGAUUUUAGCCGAUGGGAAUUUGGUCACGCUGGGGAUUUUAACGGCCGAAGUGUUGCCCCAAAUCGGGGAUUUACCCCGUGAGGGUGUCAAGGACGAGGCGACUUCUCCUUUAAAAAAAAUGUUGCGUGAGCCGGUCGAUGUCGUUGUUGAAAGAUUGUUGAAACGGAGCUCAAAUCAGCCGAUUUUGAAGCUGGGAGGUGACGGCAAACACAGCCAAAAGGACUGUCACGAGUUGCUUCAAAGAGCGUCCAAAUUCUUCCGCGAGUCGUUCGAGAACCACACCCGCGCUCGGGAGGAAAUCGAAAAAAGGGCCAAAGUGCUCCAAGUGAUGAUGGAGUUCCAGUUGAAGCAAAUCCAGCGAAUGAACAACGAGAAACACCAAGUUCAGGCGAAGGCUGAGAGUUUGGCCGAGAAGUACGAAGAUAUCAAGGACAAGCAUGACGUGAUUAUGAAGAGGUGUGAGAAGAUGCUGGUUUUGGUGAGUCAGAAGAAGGCCGAGCCGUCCGAUGCCGAGAAGGAGUACUUGAAGGAGCUGGAGCAGUACAUGGAGAAGAUCGAGAAGUACAAGAAGUCAAUCGAGAAGUUGAAGAUGAAGAUGAACUACCAGAAGAUACAAAUCGCGAAUUGGAAGGCACAGGAGGAGAAGAAGGUGCCGGCUUUGAGCGAGACGCACUCACUCACGAUUAAGGAUAACUUGAAGAAAACGAGCGAAAAAAUCGCGGAAAUGGUCAAGGAGAUAAACGAGUACAAGGAGCGGCUCAAUUUGAAUUUCAGAGUUAUCCGAACGAACUGAAAUCUUGCAUACUUACGUUACAAUAAUAUUAAGGUUAAACAAUUAUUAUCAAUGUCUGGGCUCCUAUCUGAAAUACGAAGAUGAAACAAACGCCAGUGGUUAAAACAACAAAUCUACAGGGUGUUUGUGGAGCAAACUCAAUUUUUGGGAUUUCAGGAGUGGUCAAGCACAAGGAACGGCUCAAUUUGAAGUAAUCAUGUUUUGUAUGAAAUUUUUUUAAUAAAAUUUUGCGAAUAUUUCCUGGUUUAUUCACAUUUUUUUGUUUUAUUUAACUUGUUUUGUAGUCAAAUUUCAGAGUUAUCCGAACGAACUGAAAUUUUGCAUACCUACGUAAUUUUCGCAACAUUUCAAUAAUAUUAAGGUUAAACUAUUAUUAUGAAUAUCUCGGCUCCUAACUGAAAUACGAAGAAACAAACGCCACUAGUUAGAGGAAAAAAAUCUACUGGGUGUUUGUGGAGCAAACUCGAUUUUUGGAGUUUCCGGAGUGCUCAAGUACAAGAAACGACUCAAUUUGAAGUAAUCAUGUUUUGUAUGAAAAUUGUCUAAUAAAAUUUUGCAAUUAUUUCGUGGUUUUAUUCACUUUUUUGAAGUUUUAUUUAACUUGUUUUGUUGUCAAAUUUCAGAGUUAUCCGAACGAACUGAAAUUUUGCAUACCUACGUAAUUUUCGCAACAUUUCAAUAAUAUUAAGGUUAAACUAUUAUUAUGAAUAUCUCGGCUCCUAACUGAAAUACGAAGAUGAAACAAACGCCACUAGUUAGUGGAAAAAAAUCUACUGGGUGUUUGUGGAGCAAACUCGAUUUUUGGAGUUUCAGGUGUGGUCAAGUACAAGGAAAGGCUCAAUUUGAAGUAAUCAUGUUUUGUAUGAAAAUUUUCUAAUAAAAUUUUGCAAUUAUUUCGUGGUUUUAUUCACUUUUUUUGAAGUUUUAUUUAACUUGUUUUGUUGUCAAAUUUCAGAGUUAUCCGAACGAAGUGAAAUUUUGCAUACCUACGUAAUUUUCGCAACAUUACAAUAAUAUUAAGGUUAAACAAUUAUUAUUAAUAUCUCGGCUCCUAACUGAAAUACGAAGAUGAAACAAACGCCACUAGUUAGAGGAAAAAAAUCUACUGGGUGUUUGUGGAGCAAACUCGAUUUUUGGAGUUUCCGGAGUGGUCAAGUACAAGGAAAGGCUCAAUUUGAAGUAAUCAUGUUUUGUAUGAAAAUUUUCUAAUAAAAUUUUGCAAUUA
This is a messenger RNA of Tribolium castaneum (red flour beetle), 3340 nucleotides long. It is a transcript of the gene mbo, whose product is annotated as members only. Gene Ontology annotation, biological process: protein import into nucleus; mRNA export from nucleus; ribosomal large subunit export from nucleus. Gene Ontology annotation, molecular function: structural constituent of nuclear pore. The record is from RefSeq and is a predicted model, not a curated record. The coding region runs from base 64 to 2115 and encodes 683 amino acids. Lineage: Eukaryota; Metazoa; Arthropoda; Insecta; Coleoptera; Tenebrionidae. The transcript has 8 exons. Gene Ontology annotation, cellular component: nuclear pore.